AUGCCGCCGCCCACGUCGAAUCUCAUGGCCGGCGUGCCCGAGCACGUCCUGAAGCUGCUCGACCGGCUCCACGCCGCCUCGUCGGCGCAAGAGUCGACCAUCAGCAGGGACGACUACGAGGGCGGAGACGCCAAGCGGUUCAUGAGCGACAAGUUCAUCGCCCUCGAGCGGGACAAGGCUCAGUGCGUCUACGCGCUCGCCCGCGCCGUCGGCGCCCGAACCAUCGUCGAGGCGGGCACGUCGUACGGCGUCAGCACCAUCUAUCUCGCCCUCGCCGUGGCGGCAAACGUCGAGGCCGCCGGCGGGAGCCGACCGGGGCGCGUCGUCGCGACGGAGCAUGAGCCGGCCAAGGCCGCGCGCGCCCAGGAGCACUGGCGCGAGUGCGGCGACUCCGUGGCCGGCGUCAUCCAGCUUCGCGAGGGAGACUUGUUGGAGACGCUGAAGGAGGACCUCGACCAUGUCGACCUCUUACUUCUCGACAUAUGGACUCCCAUGGCUCUGCCGACGCUUCGGAUCGUCCAGCCGAAGCUGCGACCGGGUGCCGUCGUCAUCACGGACAACACGGUCGGAUCGGCGUCUGGCUACGAGGACCUGCUGCGGUACCUUCGCAGCCCGGGCAGCAGCUUCAUCAACAUUACGCUGCCGUACAAGAACGGCUUAGAAAUGAGCAUUUUCCUGCCGCAUUAA
This is a messenger RNA of Drechmeria coniospora, 687 nucleotides long. RefSeq names its product O-methyltransferase. Gene Ontology annotation, molecular function: O-methyltransferase activity. The transcript has 2 exons. The coding region runs from base 1 to 687 and encodes 228 amino acids. NCBI's taxonomy places the organism in Eukaryota, Fungi, Ascomycota, Sordariomycetes, Hypocreales, Ophiocordycipitaceae. The record is from RefSeq and is a predicted model, not a curated record.